This is a messenger RNA of Acanthosepion pharaonis, 2241 nucleotides long. The record is from the annotation of a GenBank genome assembly. Lineage: Eukaryota; Metazoa; Mollusca; Cephalopoda; Sepiida; Sepiidae.
AUGAAGGACUUCGCAAACCUGACAAACGGUCACUCUAUCAACAACAACAGUCUCUGUUUUGAUGGAGGAAUUGGCUCAAUGGAUCAAGACGAUGAGAGUAGCCGAAUGUUGGUGUUUAUGGACAAUUGCCAUCACAAGGAGGUGCUGACUUCUCUGAAUUUGCUUCAAAAAGGUGGCCAGUUUUGUGAUGUCAAACUGGUGGUUGGCGAACAUGAGAUCUCUGCCCACCGUGCUGUUCUGGCUGCCGCGAGCAGUUACCUCUUCAAGCUAUUCACAACAUCUAAGGAGACCUCCCAGGUGCCAUACAUGUUUGAACUGAACGACCUGGACUACAAAAGCUUCCAGUACCUGCUAAAUUAUACUUAUUCUGGACGGCUUGAGGUACCACGAGCUGAGGUAAUGACAGUGUACACAGCAGCCAUGCAAUUGAGGAUUGCUUCAGCAGCCAAGGCCUGCUCAGAUUUCCUGAUGGCUAACCUCUCCCCUUCAAACUGCCUUGAAAUCCGGAGCAUUGCAAUCGAUGCCCAGUUGAAAAGCGUUGUCGACCGAUAUAUUCAGAACCAUAUUAUCGAAAUCACCAACAACACCAAAAUCUCUUCUCUUCCUCGAAUUUUGGUUGAGAUUAUUGGUGUUGAUGAUGUUUCUCUUGGCAAUAAACACGAUUCUCAUCUUUUCCAUUUGGUCUUCAACUGGGCUAAGAAUGUCUUUAGUCAAGACAGCAGGGCUUUGCUGACCUUGGCUGAACAGAUCAAUGUUUUGUAUUUGGACAGUGAUCAAAAUUUGCAGGACUGUCGGGAUCUAAAUGACUCCAGUUAUGAUGAAGAUGAUGUUGUUAAUGAUUACAAGAAACUCACCAGAAAGAAGCAUUUGAUUCAUAUAAAGACCAAGUGUGACUCAACCAGCUGCUCUCCAAAUCAAUUGAGAAAGUUUGGUUCUGGUGAUUGUGAAUGGAUUCAGAAUGAAAAGGAAUGGUCACUUUUGGCCUCACACAAAACAGCUGAGCGUACAUCUAUGGGUGUGACCUUGUUGAAGGGAACAUUGGCCAUUGUCACCCUUCAUAUACGCCCAUCUCAGCCCCAUAGUCCUACAAGCACUGUGUCUGAUUCAGAAUCACCCUCCAGCACCCCAUCAACCAACAGCAUCCAGAUGAACACCAUUGAGAGACAUGUCUCGUUGACUCUGCUCUCCCAAAUGAGUACUGCUCGAUGUGGAUUUGGAUUAGCUGUCCUCAACAAAAAGCUUUUUGCUGUCGGUGGUUAUGACCGAGGUGAAUGUCUUCGAAGUGCUGAAUACUUUGAUAUUGAGAACAAUGUGUGGACAAACAUCCCACCAAUGAAAGUGGCACGUGGCCGUGUUGCAGUGGCCGUACUCAACAACAAACUCUAUGCAGUUGGUGGAUCUGAUGGCCACACAGAAUUGCGUUCUGUUGAAUGUUACGACCCAGAAACCAACAAGUGGCAAUUUGUAGGUGAAAUGCUUCAAGAACGUUCUUGCCCAGGUGUUGUAGCCUUAAACGACUGUCUUUACUGCAUUGGAGGCAGUGCCGGUCAACGUUGUAUUGCUGAAUGUGAAAUGUAUGAUCCCAGCACCAAUAUUUGGAAACCUAUUGCCCCUCUGAAUGCUGGACAUUUUCAAGCUGCUGUUUGUGUGUAUAAUGGGAAAAUCUUUGCCAUUGGUGGCAGUGGCACUUGGAAUUGUUUGAAUUCGGUUGAAGUUUAUGACCCUAUGACCAACACUUGGGAAGUUUACAGUUCUCUUAACACUCCUCGCAGAGGUGCUGGAGCUGACAUCAUCAAUGGAAAAAUUAUGGUUAUUGGCGGCAAUGAUGGCAUGCAAUCUUUGCGCUCCACUGAGAUUUAUGACACUGAAAAUGACUGCUGGUAUCUGGGGCCUCAACUUGGCAUCGAACGAGCAAAUGUCAGUGUGGCUUCUCUCGGAAAUAAACUCUUUGCUGUUGGUGGUUUCAGUGGCAAAAGGUUCCUCGACUCUCUGGAAUAUUUUGAUGCCACCACCGAAGAAUGGUGCUGCUAUUCGCCAGUCGAUGACAUCUGGCAGAGUCCUGCAGGUUCCACCCAAACAACAAACGGGAUGUGCAACGAAUUAGUUGAACCUCGGAAGAAAAUUGGCAAAAAGAGUCGUGCAAAGGUUUUUCCCAGCAGUACAAGUGACAUGCACACAAAUGGGACGAAUAAUGGAACUGUUAACUUGACAAAGACCAACACAACCCCAGAAUAUUCUUGA